This is a messenger RNA of Chanos chanos (milkfish), 696 nucleotides long. RefSeq names its product GTPase HRas. The record is from RefSeq and is a predicted model, not a curated record. Bases 1 to 564 code for a protein of 187 amino acids. NCBI's taxonomy places the organism in Eukaryota, Metazoa, Chordata, Actinopteri, Gonorynchiformes, Chanidae. The transcript is spliced from 4 exons. Gene Ontology annotation, molecular function: GTPase activity; GTP binding. Gene Ontology annotation, biological process: signal transduction. Gene Ontology annotation, cellular component: membrane.
AUGACCGAGUAUAAAUUGGUGGUGGUUGGAGCUGGAGGCGUUGGCAAAAGUGCAUUGACCAUUCAACUCAUCCAGAAUCACUUUGUGGAUGAAUACGACCCAACAAUCGAGGACUCGUACCGGAAGCAGGUAGUGAUUGAUGGAGAGACGUGUUUGCUUGACAUCUUGGACACUGCAGGUCAGGAGGAGUACAGUGCGAUGAGGGACCAGUAUAUGAGAACGGGGGAGGGUUUCCUCUGUGUCUUUGCCAUCAACAACACCAAGUCAUUCGAGGACGUUCAUCUCUACAGGGAGCAGAUAAACCGCGUUAAGGACAGCGACAACGUGCCGAUGGUGCUCGUUGGGAACAAGAGCGACCUGAGCACUCGUACCGUUGAGACGCGGCAGGCCCAGGAACUGGCCAGAGGUUACGGGAUCCCGUUCGUCGAGACCUCCGCCAAGACCCGUCAGGGAGUGGAGGAGGCCUUUUACUCGCUAGUGCGGGAAAUCAGAAGAUACAAGGAGACCAACCGCAGUAAUAAGAAGAGCAAGAAACACACACAGCGACGCUGCGCGAUUUUAUAGCCACGUUCAGACUCUCUGUGUUACCAGGCUGCCCAGCACGCUGUUGUAGCAAUACGCUCGCAUACUGUCCUUUUGUAACACACACACGCACACACACGCACGCACACGCACACGCGCACACACACACACACA